AUUUCGCUGCCAUCAUUGCUUCCUGAAACAGCUGACAGUUGAAAACAAAUAUUUCGAGAUUUUUGUAAAUAUUGCUGCGUUUUAAUAUGGAGGAGCCAGAGGAUCAAGAAAAGCUCUACGAAGAAGCCCACAAGAAAGUGGAACUGGGCGAGGAACUGAAGAAGGCACUGAAGGACUUUGAAGACCUUCCCGGCGUCAGCAAAGUGCAGCGAAAAAUUCAGCAAGAGCUCAAGUUUCUAAAUAAGGUGAUAACUACCAAGUCCGUGAAGGAACAUCACAUAACCAGCAGCAACUUUGUAUACUACGAUUUUCUCAUCAAAACUCUGCGAUUGCAACAAGGAGUAGUCGACAUCAAUGCCGUCUUCCGCCUGGAAUCCAGGGAGAAUCCCCUAAGAGUGGACAUUGUGGCCAACAAUGGCCUCAAGUGGGUGAAGGUGAUAGCCAGGAACUCGAAGUCCGUCGAGGACGCGGCCAGGGGAUGUGUCAGCAUUGGAGCCCGCAGUGUCAUUGACCAGGCGGAGGAUUAUCUGGAGGCCAGCGAACUGAGUUUCUGCAUGUUCCAGAGGCCCAAGAUAGUGUUUUACUUCUCCAACAAAAUCGAGGAUUCCCUGCACGAAGAGCUCAUGGACAUGGGAGUGCAAACUGCCUCCUUGGACUCACCAGAUACCGACCUGGAUCUGUACGCCACCACCUCGAAUGAACUGAAUCUAGAUGUGACCACUUUACUGGCCUACGUGAGUGCCCUGACCAACGGCUCCGCCAAUUGGGUCUACAAGGAACCCCUGCUCACCGAACAGGCGGAAAGGGAAAGAGCCUCUCCGCUGAAGCCGCUCCUAGAGAAAAUCCUAGAAGGGAAAACCUUGGUCUGCUGCCAGCUGGCCUACGAGGCCUUCCAGAGCAUUUUGGAUAUUGUUGGAGGCGAGGGCGAACGGAAACGAGCCGAGGAGCUGAUGAAACGGGUCACCGUUUAUCCGGAUGUGGAAACUAUACCCGAAGAGUUCUCUCACAUUCGAUUCACUGCCAACGUAAACGAGCGAAGUCUGAAAAUCUUUAGUUUCGGCAUGGCCAGACAAAUUUUUACUGUGACUUCGAACAAGGCCUUUGUGAGAUCAGCUAAAAUGCAGGGUAUCAAUGUGCCUGUAUUUGUUCAUGCCUCAGUUGCACUUACCGAAGGUAAACAGGCAACAGGAAGACCGCUUUAAAAGCUAAAAGGCGUUGACUAUUGAAAUAUAUUUUAUGUGAUUUUUUCAAAAACUGCUCUACAAAAGGAUGUUAAAAUUAUUAUAAUAAAAAGCCUUCUUUAUUAAAA
Messenger RNA from Drosophila santomea, 1309 nucleotides. RefSeq names its product UPF0415 protein C7orf25 homolog. Lineage: Eukaryota; Metazoa; Arthropoda; Insecta; Diptera; Drosophilidae. The record is from RefSeq and is a predicted model, not a curated record. Bases 87 to 1202 code for a protein of 371 amino acids. The transcript has 4 exons.